Haliotis rufescens (red abalone) is the source of this 2626-nucleotide messenger RNA. RefSeq names its product growth hormone secretagogue receptor type 1-like. The record is from RefSeq and is a predicted model, not a curated record. Gene Ontology annotation, molecular function: G protein-coupled receptor activity. Gene Ontology annotation, biological process: G protein-coupled receptor signaling pathway. Gene Ontology annotation, cellular component: plasma membrane. Bases 570 to 1760 code for a protein of 396 amino acids. The transcript is spliced from 3 exons. Lineage: Eukaryota; Metazoa; Mollusca; Gastropoda; Lepetellida; Haliotidae.
CCUGGUUACUUAAGGAGUCCUAGGAACGUGCGGGGCCAGGCAGGUUUCAGACAUUAGAAUAACACGCAUGUUGCUAUUAUGACGACAUUGACUGGAUAAGGACAAGAGUAUGUAUUGAUUGCGCAUCAUCAGCGUGUUGGUAUCGUGUCACAUCAUUUCCUGUGGACUUUAAAUACGGAAACGUUGGAUGACAAUUUGUCUUGACGGUCUAUAAAGUGCAAAAGUGUGGAUUUGCUUUUUUCGAUCUUCAUGAUAGAUUUGAUUCCGUUCUGAAUAUGGAUAACUUUUGUUCAGCUAUAGCUUUACACAGUCUUUUAUUUGUGGUAAUUUUUCCAAUCAGUAACCUGGCAGCUGUUCUUAAUACCGUACUGCUUCUCCGUAUCUCACUAUCUGCUCCUCUAUAACUCCUACACGUUGAGCCGGUAGCUUAGAAGAUGGAACCUCAUCGCAUAAUCAUAUGACUUCACAGAAGGCAAGCAGACGCUAUGACGGUGGAGAGAACGCCGGCUUGUGAGAUCCUGUAAGAUCACCCAUACAGGUGGCUCGCUCGGAAACAGAAAACAUUCAAAAUGAACACAACCAUGGGAAGCGUGGUCAACAACGGCGUGUACAACAACAUGACUUUAAAUGAGACUCGACUAAAAGAUCUUGGAUUAAACAGUAACCUAGACUUCGACGAAAGAUUUUCGCCAGAGAAGGUGUUGGUGGACCAAUAUGUAACACCCGUUAUAUAUGCAAUAGGCUUCCCUGGAAACAUGCUUUCAUUCAUAGUCUGGAUUCAAAAGAGAAUGCGUCAUUCGUCUGGGUGCUAUUUGGCGGCUCUUGCGCUGGAUGAUCUUAUCUUUUUGUGUCUACAUGUCAUGUUCGAGUUGCAAACAGUAUGGCGGGUACAUGCUCUGGAUGCCCCGGGAGUCUGCGAGAUCUACCCUAUCUUUUAUAUUGCUUGUCAGUACCUCUCCCCACUGCUGGUGCUGGGAUUUACAGUGGAGAGGUACAUAUCCAUUUGUCAUCCAUUUAAAAGGGAAAAAUUCUGUACUACGAAAAGAGCCAAAAUUGUGAUAGCCUGCUUAACUGCAUUGUCACUGUCUAUGAGUGGUAUUCAAGGUUACAUCUACACCUACAACAGCAAUGCAUCAGACUGUGGCCCCAGAGAUGAACUUGUUACAGCACAACCGAUCAACUUUCUCAUAGUUUGGAAUAUGAGUAUCGAAAUGUUUGUCUUCCUUCUUGUGCCUCUAAAUGUUCUCUUUCUAAACAUACUGGUGAUCCGGGAACUCAGAAGACUGUCCAGAGUGGAAACCCAACAGCUUCACGGUCGCGGUCAGAAGACGUCUGCAACAACGGUGAUGCUGCUAGCUGUGUCUUUCUAUCAGAUUAUCACCACCCUUCCCGUCACAAUCGUCUACGCUCUGUACUUCGAGUUCCCUUCAGGAAGCUUAGAGAUCCCAGUGUCCCAGGUGCUACAAGAUCCUCAGUGGAAUCGGUUUUUCACAUACUAUUUGAUUCAAACUAUCAUUAAGGAAUACGGCACUACCCACUAUGCAUUUAAUAUAUUCAUAUACAUGAUAACGGGGAAGCUCUUUAGAAAGGAAGUCACCAAGUUGCUGUGUAUGUCAAAAUUGUGUGCGUUCCAAUUCAAAGUUCCCGUCACGGAAUAUUCAAGCCUUCGCAGUACUGCCCGCACAUCACUGAGACUUCCCAAUCUGUGGGUGUCUGUGAACGGGCACGUGGAGAAGGAAAAAGAUGAAACUAAAGUCUGACUAAGGAAUUGAAACUUACUGUGAAGAAGUCGAUUCCGAAUUGCCAGCCCUUUAAAUCAAGGGCGCUGCAGUUUACUCUGCUUGUUGAAGUUGGUGAAUUGAAGUGACUGAGAGCAGAAACUGGUGUCUGGUGUCUAGCCGAGUGCUAAAGAGGAUUACAAUAAGUGCAGUCUGAAAAGCUCAAACAGUGACCGACAGGAGAGGCCAGGGCAAAAGUUACCGUAUCACGGGCGUGUUGCUUUGGACUGAGUAUUCACAUCAUAGAUUUUCCAUCAAUCGUCGUGAUCGUACAAUCCUACCGGAGGGGGCUAGAUAUUAUCUGGACUGUAAAUAUGUCAGUAUAUGUGCUCUAACACUGUAAAAACCACAUUGAGAAUUGUUCAAGUACACUUGUUGAAGAUGACAAAUUAUGUUGGUUGUGUUUCCGGUUAAAUCCAUGGAACGGACAAUAAUACGGUUACGUUUGGUGAAACUAGCCAAAUGAUAUAUAUGAACCAGAAGGGGUCUUGAUUUGUCUUUUUGGUUUUGUCAUUGUUAAAGACUAACAUUAAGUGCCGAUAUGUUAUUGCAUCUAUUUUUAGGAACAUACAAAGACGCAUGAAAUAUAUACCUACCCAAAUGUGAUCUAAUCAUUGCUUGUUUGUAGACAUUAUUAACAGUUAUUGGAGUUUUCAUUUUCUAACGUCCUUAUUCAUGACUCAAAUAUAAAUCGUAAUGCUAUGAAUGUGCUCUGUUUAUGUAAUAUACGCUAUACGUGCGACAAAUUCCUCGUGGGGAGAAUGUGAUAUGAUUAUGCGCUGUGAUUUUUGUACCUAGAACUCGUUUUCACUGUGCAUGUUCUUUCUAAGUAAAACAAUUUAAUGUUA